AUUACCAUUCAAAGUUAGGUCUGAUCAAAAUGAUUCAAGCUGUGUUUGGAUUAAUUUUUUUGAUUUUAAUAGUAAACAAUGGCCAAGUUAUAGAAGAUAAAAUCUAUUUUCCUGAUGAUAAUGUUUCAUACAAACGACAGCCCGAUUACAAUACUCACGUAAAUCAAGGAAAUACUAACAAUAACUAUCAAACCUAUUCAAACAGCCAAUUUUUGGGAAAUACAUAUGGGAAUAACAGUAAUAAUAACCAGCCAAAUAAUUAUCAGUCAAAUAUCAAUACUCAAGCUAAUUUAGAAAAUAAAUAUGAAAAAACUUACCAAAAUUAUCCUCAAGUUGCAAAUGCACAAGUUAAUUUGGAAAAUGUUCAUAUUCAUAGUGGAUUAUCAACUUUAGCUCAUACAUUAGACGAUAAAAUUAGAGAAAGAAAUCCAAGUUUUAAAAAUACGAUUUUGUCUCCAGUUUGUAUUGGAGAAAUUUUAUCUUUACUAAUGUUUGCAUCCAAUGGAAUAACAAAAUACGAGCUAGCAAAUAUUUUUGGAUUAAACAGCAAUAGUCUAAGCUAUGAGCAAGAGUUAUUUUAUCAUAGCGAAUUUGCAAGAUUAAUUUAUACCUUAGAAUCGUCAUCGAAUAAUAAUGUAUUUGUAACAACCGCUACAGCACUCUUUGUAGCAGAAAACGUCCAUGUGAAUCGAAAUUUUCAAAAUACUAUUUCAAAUAUAUAUAAAACUGAAAUACAGAAAUUACAUUCAAAACUUAAUACUGCUGAUAUUAUUAAUAAUUGGGUAAAUCAGAAGACAUAUGGAAAAAUACAAAGAAUUUUGGAAGAUAAAUCGUCUAAUGAUACUGUAGUUUUAGUUAGUACUUUAUAUUUUAAUGGUCUUUGGAAAACACCAUUUACAAAUUUACAAAGGCGUUACAAAUUUUUCCCCGAUGGUGCAAAAAACAACAACAAUAUCAUCUAUGUGGAUAUGAUGGGAUGCCUUGAAAGUUACAAAUAUUUCAAAGAUGCAGCCCGUGAUUUCCAGAUAAUCGGAAUUCCGUACAAAAAUGAAUCUACAGUAUUUUAUGUGGUACAACCUUUAAACUCAAAUCGACAAACAUUACAACAAAUCAAAAGUUAUUUAACACCACAAAACAUUGAUUUAGUUCUUUCACAAAUGAAAAAUAAAUUUGUGAUGUUGUCAAUACCCAAAAUGAUACUCAGCGAAACCAUGGUUCUCAACCAACCAUUAAAACAAAUGGGUGUUCAAACAUUAUUUAACAAUAAAGCUGAUUUAUCUAACAUGUUCCCACCAUCCGAAAAAUGGUUUGUAGAUGAAAUACUACAUAAAGUUCAAAUGGAAAUUACUGAAACGGGAACAGUAGGUACAGCUGCGACUACUGCAACAUAUGCUAGAACUGUUGGCUUAAAUUUUACUUUGAAUACACCAUUUAUGUUUUUUAUUCGUCAUGAACCAACUAAAUUGAAUUUAUUUUGGGGGUUAGUUCAAGAACCAACACCAAACUAUCCUAGUCCAUGAGUUUAUUUUGCCUUACAGCGUAUAAUAUAUCCAUGCAUUUUUUUAAUUUAUAAACUAACCAUCCAUUGUUAAAAAAAAAGGAUUCUAAAUUGGAUCCUCUGCUCGAUACCUUUCUUGAUUUUGAAUUAUCGUAUUGACAGAUUGACGAGCGGACAAACGGAAAUGGACAAAUUAGGUGAUUUCAUGAACACCUAUACUAAAAUUUUGUUAGUCCCAACAACAUUUCUAAGGGUUACAAUCUUGAAACUAAAUUUAAUAUAUCUUGAUAUAUUUCAUAUAUAAAGGGAAUAAAAAUGCAUAACAUGAUCAUGACUUUAGAUAGUAAAGUGUUGGUCCAGAAUGUCACAGGUGAUUUCAAUCUCCGCUAGAGUCCCCUUUUCUUGAUAUUUAGGAAGCAUUUAAUCUUUGCAGAAGGAGAGUACUUGCUGGAUAUAUACUUACCAAUAAAAACUUCACUUUUCACUUUUACUGAUGAAACGAAAUAAAUAAAAAUUGGAAAAUUUUAGUCAAUUUAUCCUGAAUGUUUAAAAAUUUGAGAACACAAACCUUCUUUCUUUGUCUUACUUGUAUGAUACUCACCUCAAAUGGCUAUAAUGCAGUACAAAUUUUUUGUGAAGUGAAUUUUACGCAAAUGAAGAGUACAUUUUGAGUUAUUCAAUAAAAUAAUUUUUUAGCCAAUGGUUGUAAAUAGCGAAUAGUACUAAAUUCUUCGUAAAACUGCUCAAACUAUUUUAAUACAUAAGCGUUUAAUAAGACUUGCCAGAAAAUUCGAAAAAAUAAUCUCUGCUCAGUUUCUCGGGUGCUAUUAAAUUAUAUACGCAGUAAAUUGACACAUCAUAAUCAAUGUCGUAGUCAAACACCAGGACAUUCGAUGACAGCUUUCGUAAUAAAUUCUAUCCAAGAAUUGUUUAGUGUAUUUGGCUAAGCAUUCAUUUAAAGUACCAGCAACGAAAUACAAUCAAAAAUAAUGUUUUAGUUAAAUAAUCAGAAAAAAAUGGUAUCGCGAACAGACCAAUACUCCUUUCGUUUCCUGCUAAGAUAUUAUCAAGCGCUACCCGUCUCAAUACAAUGGCAUCUUGCUUUAUAUUGAUCAAUACAAACUUAAAUGUAUUACAUAAACAUAUCGUUAAUUGAACAUCGUUUAUCGAACUCUCCAAAUUCAAAUUAGUAUCUUGGAGUGCCAGAGAAAAGCGAUUUUUUUAAUUAAGAAAUAAUUGCCCAAAAGCUAAUAAAACUUUAAAGUCAAGUUGAAUAAUUAUGAUUUUAUUUUUAUUAUUAAUGAUAGAAAUGGGACUUAUGUCAUGUAGAUGUCACUAUUUAUCCACCCUUAUACGUAAGAAUGUAAGAAAAAGGCUGCGGUCGUGGGACCCCCUCUAGGAACGAGCUUCUUUUACAUCAAAAAUUAGUUAUGCAUAUACAUACUACUAGUUUUUGGCGUGAAUAGUAUAAAAAUGCAAAAUUCGUGUACUAUAAUAAAUAAAAAUAAAGUAAAAUAGGUGAACAUAUCGUGGUUGCCAUGGAUAUGACACACACAUAGCAUACCUCACACGGUUACGUGACGACUUCCAUCAGUAUGAUGUAAUUACUACGUUAGUAAGUAGCAUAUUCAACUGAUUUACAUGCAUUCUAUAUGUAAAAAGGUGGAAACCGAUGACAUCUUUAUUAUUAAAAAGGACACGUGUUCAAUGGGCAGUAUUGAAAUAAAUUUUCCCUAAUAAUACUAGCAGAAAACGUGAUCAAAAUCGUAACCAAUUUUGUAGGGGGUGGAAAGCAACAUAAAUAAAUAAACAUAGACGACAAAGUUUAAUUUUUGAACAAUGUCCAUAUUAUAUUUGUUUUGAAUCCCACAUACACACACGGCACGUUGUGAACCUUGUCUUAAAUAUCAAUUGUAUUGUUUUUUUUUUUUGUUUUUUUUUAGUUAUUUAUUUAAUUAAUUAAUU
This is a messenger RNA of Chrysoperla carnea, 3463 nucleotides long. Its product is annotated as plasminogen activator inhibitor 1-like. Gene Ontology annotation, molecular function: serine-type endopeptidase inhibitor activity. Lineage: Eukaryota; Metazoa; Arthropoda; Insecta; Neuroptera; Chrysopidae. The coding region runs from base 30 to 1520 and encodes 496 amino acids. The transcript is spliced from 4 exons. The record is from RefSeq and is a predicted model, not a curated record.